CAGCGUCACAUCCCCCUGGCCGGAGGAAUGUAGAGACGGGGUGCUUUAAAAAUAGCAUCCUCUCCUCUGACAGCGCUGCUCCGGUGGCUCCGCGGCACUGUGGUGCGAGAAGCAGGAAUGCGAAGAUGGCUGCAGACCUAGGAGAGCUGCUGGUCCCGUACAUGCCCACCAUCAGAGUCCCCAGGACAGGAGACAGGGUUUUCAAGAGCGAGUGUGCCUUUUCCUUCGACUCUCCCGAGUCUGAGGGUGGCCUGUAUGUGUGUAUGAACACAUUCCUCGGCUUUGGACGAGAACAUGUGGAGAGACACUACCGCAAAACAGGACAGAGUGUUUACAUGCACCUCAAGCGACAUGUCAAAGAGAAAGCCACAGGAGCCGCAGGAGGCGCCAUCCCCAGACGAAGAAACGGAAAAGUGUUUCUAGAUUUAGAGCUAAACCGUGAUUUUAACGGAGAGGACUAUGAAUACGAAGACGAGGCCAAGCUCGUCAUUUUUCCAGACCACUUCGAGAUCCCCUUACCAAAUAUUGAGGAGUUGCCCGCUCUGGUGACCAUCGCCUGUGACGCAGUGCUCAAUGCACCAUCAGCUUACAAGAAGCAAGAGCCUGAAUCCUGGGAGGAGGAGAUCCAGGUAUCCCGACAUGCCAGGAGCCUCAGACAGCUGGAUAAUGGGGUCAGAAUCCCACCCAGUGGCUGGAAGUGUCAGAAGUGCGAGAUGAGAGAAAACCUGUGGCUGAACCUGACAGAUGGAGCAGUGCUCUGUGGGAAGUGGUUCUUUGAUGGGAGCGGAGGUAACGGCCACGCUCUGGAACACUACAGAGAGACCAACUACCCACUGGCUGUCAAACUGGACACCAUCACCCCAGAUGGAGCAGAUGUCUAUUCGUUUGAAGAAGAAGAAGCCGUGUUGGACCCCCACAUAUCAGAACACUUGUCACACUUUGGAAUAGACAUGCUACAGAUGCAGAAAAGAACAGAGAAUGGGCACCACACAGACAACAACGCACGGCCGCGGGUUAGUGAAUGGGAGGUGAUCCAGGAGUCGGGCAUGAAGCUGAAGGCGGUCUACGGUUCUGGUUACACAGGCAUCAAAAACCUGGGCAACAGCUGCUACCUCGGCACAGUAAUGCAGGUCCUCUUCAGCAUCCCAGACUUCCAGAGGAUGUAUGUGGGUAAUCUUCAGAGGAUAUAUGACUAUUCACCCCUUGACCCCACCCAAGACUUUGCCACACAAAUGGCUAAACUGGGACACGGACUGCUCUCAGGCCAGUACUCCAAACCACCCAUGAAAUCUGAGCUCAUUGAACAGGUGAUGAAAGAAGAAUACAAGGUAUUAAACUGGCACCAGCAGAAGGGCGUCUCCCCCCGGAUGUUGAAGGCCCUGGUCAGCAGGGGACACCCAGAGUUUUCCUCAAACAGACAACAAGAUGCCCAGGACCUCCUCCUGCACAUCAUCAACCUAGUGGAGAGGAACAGUGCAGGCUCAGAGAAUCCAAGUGACGUCUUCCGCUUCCUGGUGGAGGAGCGAGUUCAGUGCUGCCAGACACGUCGGGUGCGAUACACUCAGCGGGUGGACUACUGCAUCCAACUGCCAGCCCCAAUCGAGGCUGCCACCAAUCGAGAGGAGCUGCUGGCAUACGAGGCCAAGCGGAAGGAUGCUGAGGAGAACAUGAGGGCUCCACCUCAACCUGUGAGAGCACGGAUCCCCUUCACCGCCUGCCUGCAGGCCUUCACAGAGCCAGAGAACGUCCCAGACUUCUGGAGCUCAGCGCUGCAGGCCAAGUCAGCUGGAGUCAAAACUUCCCGUUUUGCAUCCUUCCCAGAGUAUCUGCUCGUGCAGAUCAAGAAAUUCACAUUUGGAGUUGAUUGGGUGCCGAAGAAACUAGACUUGGCCAUAGAUGUUCCAGACUUCCUCGAUCUGAACCGGCUGCGGGCCACAGGGCUGCAGGCAAGUGAAGAGGAGCUGCCUGACCUCAUGCCCCCAAUCGUGCUACCUGAAGACACCAGAGAUAACUCAAUGAGCUCCGUAGACUCUCCUGAAAUAGACGAGGCAGCAGUAAUGCAGUUGGCAGAGAUGGGCUUCCCGCUGGAGGCCUGUAGGAAGGCGGUCUACUACACAGGCAACAUGGGCCCCGAGAUGGCAUUCAACUGGAUCAUAGCCCACAUGGAGGAGCCUGACUUUGCAGAACCUCUCACUCUGCCCUCCAUGAUAGAUCCUGGUCCCUCCACCAGUGACAGCCCCAUGGGUGCCACCCCACUGGCCAACUCGCCCCCUGAGGAAAGCAUCGCCAUCCUCACAUCUAUGGGCUUCCCCCGCACUCACAGUAUCCAGGCACUUAAAGCCACGAACAAUAACCUGGAACGAGCACUCGACUGGAUCUUCACCCACCCGGAGGAGGAGGAGAGUGACGCCCUGUCAGACAUGGCUGACACAGAGCCCAACGACAACACUUUCUCCAACGCCAACUCGCACAGCGACUCCACGCUGUCUCCAGACAGAGACACGUCAGGCCCACGUGUCAAAGACGGACCGGGACGUUAUGAGCUCUUUGCCUUCAUCAGCCACAUGGGAGCAUCCACAAUGUCUGGGCAUUAUGUUUGUCACAUCAAAAAGGAGGGAAGGUGGGUGAUCUACAACGACCACAAAGUGUGUUUGUCAGAAAGGCCUCCAAAAGACUUGGGCUACAUCUACUUUUACCACCGACUGUCUAGCAGUUAAAGUUACCCCCCUCCUCCACCUUGCAACCUUUUAUAGAAGCGCAGUCUUUCACUCAGAAGACUAGCAGACAACUGUAUUAACAGCCACAGUGGAAAUGAUGGAAAUAACCUAUCAGACCAGCUGCUCGCCUUACCGUGAUGUCAUUCAGGAGCAACCAGGAACACUGGUCAGAAAGGGAAAGCAAUGUGCUCUUUGUGCAUUUGUGUUACGUUAUGCUUUAAAUGUAUAUUUCAGUGUUUAUGUUAAAAAACAAAAGAUGUUUUCUUGACAGUGUAGGUACAGAGGGAUGUGUGCAAUUUCCACUUCUGGACUGCUCUGGACACAAAAUAAUGUCACAUAUCAAAUCUCAUUGUUCCUCCUCUAUGCCUUCAGCUACUGUGCCAAUAAUUUUCAAAGGGGUACAUUUUAUAAAUGUAUUUUGAAAUGGCGGUGCUUCACUGCCAGCCCUGAAAUGCUCUGAAAAGAAAUUACUGUGCUGCUGGUGGCUAUGCAUUUUACUUUGAAAGAGAAAAGAAUGUUUUUCAUCCCCGGGAAAUUGAAGGGACAUCAAAAGUUUUAAACGUUUUGGUUGUGCACUGAGACUGAGGGAAAUGACCAGCAUACUGUAUGAAGGAGAGCACCAAGAAGGCAGUGAAUAGGUGUUAAAUGUGACUGUAGUUAAAUAUACAGUAUAACUGGCUGAAUAAUGGCUCAGACCUGCCCCAGUUUUAUUUGGAGAUGAUGUGCAUGAUUGUCACUUUUAAUAAGAAACUUUCUGCACCAUGGUACACUGGCCGAUUUAUUGAGAUAGAAGUAUUAUUUCCUUCCCUGAAAGCACUUUUUUGUGACUAAAACAAGUUCAUAUUUUGCACCUGAUGCAGAAGUGGACUUUUUAUUCAAGAGAUACAAGCAAUUGAAUGUGAUAUCUUAAAUUUCUACUUCAGUACAGAUGAACCUGUUUAUCCUUGAAGUGGCCACAAGUCAAUGAAGAGAUUGAACAUAAUCGAUGCCUAAUAUAAGUAAAGCUGUGCUUAUUUUAAGAUAGCUGUCCGAUCAUGAGUGCACAUGGAAGUCAUAUAGAAGUCCUUUAACACUCGGCUGCAGUUGGCCCACUUUGGUUCUUUUAUCACUUUGACAGAUUCACUUUGACUAUGACCCAAAAGUUCAAAUGAAUGUUUUUCUUUGACCCUGUUGCCACUUUUUACAGGUCAGUUAAUUCAUUUAUGCAUCUGAACUUUUUCCGCGUCUAAAGCAAUAUGCACUACAACCAAAUCUACUCUUGAACCUACUGAAUGCUAAAGGCUGUACAGUGACACGUAUCUCCUCUAAAAUGUGCAUUUUUGUACGGACACGGUGCAGUGCUGAAUGUAUAACUUCAUGGUGCUCACUGCAACCAAAACCUCCUCUUCAGCUUUAACACUCCAAAAAACCACAGUGAAAAUACAACUGGCCCUUUGCUGUUAAAUCACCAUAACCUCAUGCUGGAUUAUCCACCAACUCUGUACUCUCCUCAUUUAUCUACUCAGUUCAUAAUCUGCAGAACAACGUAUGUGCUUGUUUGUCAGACAUUCAUGAACCUCUGAUCAUCAACAACAUCUCAAUAUUUGCAGUCAUAUCCUUUCUCUAUUUUCUUGUAAGCUACACAGAACAGUCUUGUUUGCUGCAUCUCAAAAACUCAGUGUAAUAUUACACAAAGUACUAGUGUUUUGUCAGUGGCAUGGACACAAUUCCAGUUUGAAACUGUCUUUCACUCAGUAAUGCACUUCAGGUGCAUAAUUUAAUGGGGAGUUCUGCUGAGUGUUUAUUCCGCUGUCUUGAAAUUUCCAAUUUUAACUGAUUUUGGAGUCAUUACCUUUUGAUAUUCAAGGAAAUGACAAUAAGCUAACAUUUCUAAGAGGGUUGAAAGAAAAAAAAAUGGAGACAUACAUCUAAAACUCUAGUUAGUGGCUGGAAUGUGAUUGUCCUUAAAAAUGUCUUUCAACAGUCUCAGGCAAUGCUUUUCAAAGAAGUCAUAGGAGUGUCUCUGCUUGAGGGACGAUACAGGCAAAAGAAAUUCUUUAUGCAGACAUUCAGAUAAAUAGCUACAUUAGAGAAUAAAUCCAUACCUCUGCAGUGCUCCCCUUUAACAACACUGUGCCUAGACUUCCCUAAGAGCUUCAGUUUUAUUACAUCCUGACCUCGUCCUCAUCAGAUACUACUUGAUAGUCUGCUGCAGUGUUCUUUGUCUAUGCAGCAGCAAAUUCUGAAAGGUCUUUCUAUGCAAGUCUUGGGUUUCUGCCGUUCCUUCUAUUUAAAAAAAAAAAAAAAAAAAAAAAAAAAAAAGUAAUUUUUUUUCUCAGAAACCAAUUGUGUCCUCCUGUCAAACCCUGAUCUGAUCAGUAGAUAGGUGAUAAAGUUGUCGUCUUGCUUAGUGAUGUUUAGUCAUAAAUGUCCUCAGAUAUUCUGUGAAGUUCAAUUUAUCUCUCAGCACCUUUUGUUCUCCCACUCAUCCUCCUUAUUACAUUAUUGUCUUUGUAUUUUUGUCUUUUUGUUUCAGCUUUCCCUCCAGCUCGGUCUCUUCCAUUCUUCUUCUAUACGUUGUUAAAACGUAAUGGUUCAGUUUGUCACAAAAAGGCUUUUACACUGUCAGCAUGUGCACUAGACGUUGACAUUUAGUCAUUUGGAUUGUACCGUUGUACUUUUGUGAGUUUUGUUCUUUUUCAUUUAACUAAGUGUCAAAAAGGUUCUUCACCUGUUUUUACUCUGUUGCCUUUUUGCAAACAAGUUUGUGCCAACGCUGUAGUUUUCAUUACAUAGUUUUCCUGAAGAGAUUAUUUUAAGUUGACUUUUGUAAUGUAUGCGUUUAUCCAAAUGUGGCUUAGGUGUAUGUGAAUAGAGUCAUUACAGUACAGUAUACACAGUGGCGCUGUUUACUUGCGAUGUUUGGAUAAUUUAAUAAACUACACCUUUGUUGAGA
Seriola dumerili (greater amberjack) is the source of this 5652-nucleotide messenger RNA. RefSeq names its product ubiquitin specific peptidase 13 (gene usp13). Gene Ontology annotation, molecular function: zinc ion binding; protein binding; cysteine-type deubiquitinase activity. NCBI's taxonomy places the organism in Eukaryota, Metazoa, Chordata, Actinopteri, Carangiformes, Carangidae. The transcript has 21 exons. Gene Ontology annotation, biological process: protein deubiquitination. Bases 126 to 2717 code for a protein of 863 amino acids. The record is from RefSeq and is a predicted model, not a curated record.